Molecule: messenger RNA, 2404 nt
Organism: Musca vetustissima
Lineage: Eukaryota; Metazoa; Arthropoda; Insecta; Diptera; Muscidae
Product: ARF GTPase-activating protein Git-like
Exons: 10
Coding region: 36-2393 (785 amino acids)
Biological process (GO): brain development; regulation of ARF protein signal transduction
Molecular function (GO): GTPase activator activity; protein binding
Source: RefSeq, a predicted model, not a curated record
UUUAUGUAAAACAGAUCAAAUACAAAGGGGCAUGAAUGUGUUUCGCCAGCUCAGUUGUAGAAGCGCAUAAAAAGCUAUUUAUAGCUAACACAAGCAGCCAGAACACCAAUAACCCGAACAAGAGCAUCACCGGAAGAACUACUGCUAGUGGCAGUAAUACAAGUCUGAAAAACAUCAAGAUGUCACGAAGUAAAACACGUAUACCAACCGAAGUCUGCGGUGAUUGUGGAGCAUCGGAUCCCUCCUGGGCCUCAAUAAAUCGCGGCAUACUACUCUGUUCCGAUUGUUGUUCAAUACAUCGAAGUUUAGGACGUCAUAUUUCAAUUGUCAAAUCUCUACGCCAAGGCAGCUGGGAACCUUCCGUAUUGAACUUCGUGAAUUCUCUAAAUGCUCAUGGUGCCAAUUGUGUAUGGGAACAUCAUUUACUCGAUAGUACAACAUCGGGUAAUAAAGGGCAACAUCGUAUCCGCAAACCCACCCCCAAAGAUCCUCUACAUCCGAAUAAAUCCGACUUCAUUAAAGCAAAACAUGUACAAUUGGCAUUCGUACUCAAGCCAAAUUUACAAGAUGCCGAUGAUGAUAUAACCGGUUCAGCUGGUUUGGAACAUGAAUUAAGCAAGCAGUUACAUGCUAGUGUACGUACCAGCAAUUUAGAGACAUCCUUACGAUUGUUGGUACAAGGUGCCGAUCCAAAUUUCUUUCAUGAAGAGAAACGUUCCACGCCCUUGCAUGUGGCUGCCAAAUUUGGCCAGGCGUCACAAAUUGAACUGUUGAUAGUGCAUGGCGCCGAAAUUAAUGUGGUCGAUGGCAACGGCUUGACACCGCUCGAAGUUGCCAAAGCCAAUAAUCACACUUUGAUUGCUGAUCGUCUGUUGGAUGCCAUGUAUGAGGUUACCGAUCGUAUUAUUAUGUUUUUGGGUGGCAAGAAACCAGAGCAUGCGUCUGGCCGCCACUUGGUUAUACCCGACACUCAUACUGGUGAAAUAAGCGAACAAUUGAAAAUUGCCCGUGGCCGUUUGCAAUUGGUACCGAAUAAAAUCUUUGAAGAGUUGGUUAUGGAUUUGUACGAUGAAGUCGAUCGCCGGGAGAAUGAAGCAAUUUGGUCUACCCCAACCGUAAAUUCGGACAAUGUUGCUGGUGUACCAUUUUUGCCAGCUAAUCCAUUUCUAAGUGCCACCCGUAAUCAGGGUCGUCAAAAAUUAGCACGUUUUAGUCGUGCAGAAUUCAAUGGCCUAUUAACGGAUGUUUUAAUUGAUGCAAGACGUCGUCAAAAUAUGGCAAAUUUACGACCACUUGAUGGACCCCAACCGCAACCACCAACCACUGCAGCAGCAGCAUCAUCGUCUAUGCCAAAUAAUAAUUUAUCUGGUUUCUAUGGUUUCAACAAUCAAAACACCACCAACAAUAACAAUAAUAACAGCAGCAGUAGCUGCAUUGGUGGCAUUGGCAAUGAUUAUCAUGAUCCAAAUUUAUCCGAUGAUGAACCAAUUUAUGAUCCCGUUGCCGAUGAUGAUUAUGAGCCAAUGCCUCCGAUGGCCCAACAGGCCAUUGUCCACCAAUCAGCCAAACCGCCCGAGGAGGUGAAAAAUUUCGAAAUGUUGCACUUGCGUAAACAAAUCAAUGAAUAUGUCUCGGAAAUCAAUCAGCUGCGUAAUGUUGUACAAAAGCUAUCAAAUGAAAAUUCCGAAUUGAAGUCGAAAUUUUCCAGUGUUGAUCAACAGCAGCAACAACAACAGCAGUCGUCAUCAGCCUCAGCAUCCAAUAACAGUGUUUAUGAUGAGCCAUUACGCAUUGACUUUAAAACCGACGACAACGAUCACGAACCACAUUCUCUGCCAGAGGCUGCUGCUGGUGGCGGCAGCUCCUCGACAUCGACAUCAUCAUCGACAACAAAUUCCCAACAAUCGACAAUUAAACGACCGGCCAGUAUGUAUGAACGUCGUUUACAAACGAACAUUAGUAAGGCCUCAGCAGAUUCUCGUAAUACCACAUCAAUGUAUCAAAUGGCUGGCAUUGAUACGGCCAAUAAAUCUUUUACCGAAGAAGUUAAUCAAAAGGCCGAUAUUGUAACACAUCGUCUCAAAGAGCUGAUACAUUCAAUGCAGGAUCCAAAUAAUAAGGAAACCCUAAUACCGUGUGCCGAACGUAUUAGGGCUGCAGUAUUGGAAUUGAUAAAUGUCUUUACAACACCGGCAAAUUGCAAUGAGACAAUACGUGAGACGCUGAUGCAAUUAACACGCAAUAAUAUUUUAAUACAGCAUAGCUGUGAAAAUUUACGCAAUUCCAUGGAGACGGAUGAUAAGACAGCAAUUGCCAAAUAUUAUAAAGAUGUACGGGAAUGUGCCUAUUAUAUAGCCAGUGCCACAAAAACAUUAGUUUUACAAUUGGACUGAAAAAUAAAAAA